This is a messenger RNA of Ilex paraguariensis (yerba mate), 2650 nucleotides long. The record is from the annotation of a GenBank genome assembly. Lineage: Eukaryota; Viridiplantae; Streptophyta; Magnoliopsida; Aquifoliales; Aquifoliaceae.
AAUUCCUGUGUUUCCUUCCCUCUACUUGCAAGGUUUGAACUUUGGGAUGUUCUUGGCUGUGACUCAUUCAUGAACUUCGAAACUAAGGACUCGUAGAGUUGAUGACACUAGUCACUCGUUCCUUCUUUGCCAAACUCCUCCAAUACACCCACCAGAAAAAUCUCCCAAACGGCAAGUCACUCCACGCCCAAAUCAUCAAGACCGGCUCUUCCUCUUGCAUAUACAUCUCCAAUAGCCUCGUCAACUUCUACGCCAAGUCCCACCACUUAACCGAAGCCCACCUUGUAUUCGAAGAAAUCGAAGUUAAAGACAUAGUCUCAUGGAACGGCCUCAUCAAUGGCUACUCUCAGAUGGGGACUCCCAAAUCUUCAUCCUCAGUCAUGAAACUGUUCAAGCUUAUGAGGAAAGAGAAUACUUUCCCCGAUGCCCACACUUUCGCCGGAUUUUUUUCUGCGGCGUCGAUUUUGAUGGACCCGUUUUGUGGCCAGCAAGCUCAUUCACUUGCCAUCAAAACAGCUUGUUGUUCCGAUGUAUUUGUGAAUAGUUCUUUGUUAAACACGUAUUGUAAAUGUGGCCUUGUUUGUGAUGCGCGUAAAGUGUUUGAUAGAAUGCCCGAGAGAAAUUCGGUUUCUUGGGCUACGAUGAUUUCUGGGUAUGCUAUGCAUCGGUUUGCUGGUUAUGCUUUGGAGGUUUUUAGGAUGAUGACGUUGGAGGAAAAGGAAGAUGUGAAUGAGUUUGUGGUAACUAGUGUUCUUAGUGCUUUUACCUUGCCAGAAUUUAUUGAUAUUGGUAAGCAAAUUCAUUGUCUUGCUGUGAAAAAUGGGUUGUUAUCAGUUGUAUCAGUUGGAAAUGCUGUCGUUACCUUGUAUGCAAAGUGUGGAAGCUUAGAUAACGCGCUGCAAAUGUUUGAGAUUUCGAGUGAGAAGAACUCCAUUACGUGGUCUGCGAUGAUCACUGGGUAUGCACAAAGUGGCGAUGGUGAGAAGGCAUUGAAAAUGUUCUCGGAUAUGCAUUUUUCUGGGAUGAGGCCUAGUGAAUUCACUCUUGUUGGGGUGCUCAAUGCUUGUAGUGAUGUUGGUGCUACUGUAGAAGGAAAGCAGUUGCAUGGCUAUUUGAUAAAGUUGGGUUUUGAAUCUCAGAUAUAUAUUAUUACGGCGUUAGUUGAUAUGUAUGCUAAAUGUGGCAAUGUGGGUGAUGCUCGAAAGGGGUUUGAUUAUCUACAAGAACCUGAUAUUGUUUUGUGGACCUCCAUGAUUGGAGGGUAUGUUCAAAAUGGGGAGAAUGAAAUUGCUAUGAGUUUGUACUGUAGAAUGCAAAUGGAGGGUAUGGUGCCCAAUGAGCUGACUAUGGCCAGUGUCCUAAAAGCCUGUUCGAGCCUUGCUGCUUUGGAGCAAGGAAAGCAGAUCCAUGCCCAUACUAUUAAGUAUGGGUUUGGUCUUGAAGUUCCGAUUGGAAGUGCUCUCUCAAUUAUGUAUGCAAAGUGUGGGAACCUUGAAGACGGGAGCGUAGUCUUUCGGAAGAUGCCUACCAGGGAUGUCGUGUCAUGGAACUCUAUGAUUUCUGGUCUUUCUCAAAAUGGUUGUGGCUGUGAGGCGAUUGAACUUUUUGAGGAGAUGAGACUGGAAGGCACAAAGCCUGAUUAUGUUACUUUUGUGAACAUUCUCUCUGCAUGUAGCCACAUGGGCUUGGUAGAGAGAGGUUGGAUUUAUUUCAAAAUGAUGUCUGAAGAAUUUGGUAUAGUCCCAAGAUUAGAGCAUUAUGCAUGCAUGGUUGAUGUCCUGGGCCGUGCUGGGAAACUCAACGAAGUGAAAGAAUUUAUUGAAUCAGCUACCAUUGAUCACCAUCUGUGUUUGUGGCGUAUUUUGCUAAGUGCUUGCCGGAACUAUCGUAAUUAUGGUUUGGGAGCCUAUGCAGGCGAGAAACUAAUGGAGUUGGGUUCACAGGAAUCAUCUGCUUAUGUGUUGUUGUCAAGUAUCUAUACAGCGUUGGGCAGAGGGGAAGAUGUAGAGCGGGUAAGAAGGAUGAUGAACCUUCGAGGGGUAAGUAAGGAGCCUGGAUGUAGCUGGAUUGAGCUGAAGAGUGUGGUUCAUGUGUUUGUUGUUGGAGACCAGUUGCAUCCACAAAUUAAAGAAAUUCGUACUGAGUUGCGACAAUUAAGCAAGUUGAUGAAGGAUGAAGGUUACCAACCUGCUUCUGAUUUGAUUUCAGAAGGUUUUGAAGGAUGAGAUAACAAACAAUUUAUAGACGAGAAGAUACACCUGUUUAACAUAGUUAUUAGCCAAUAAUAUCAUUCAUUUUUUUCUUGAUAUUCAAUGCAACACAUAUGUGAUGACCCCUUUAGUUUUUUACCUCAAGCUUUACAAAUGACGUACAAACACACUCACACAAACACAUAAUAUGGACAAAAACUGAUCUAAUUUUUCAAGAAAUAGCAUUGGCAACUUUGAUCUCUAUCACUUUUUAUCAAUUUUUAGCACACAAUACAUGUCUCUGGAUGUCGGAUGAUUGUAUGAACAUUAUAUUACAGAUGGCAUGGGAAGCACCUUGUUCUGGUAGAAGUUCUCCUCUUACUCCAUUAGAAACUGUUCCUAAUUGUUGAUUUAUCAUUGGCUUCGUCAACAUGGACCGACUGCUGCGGCCUUCGGAAACC